AUUAAUCCCCACAAAAGAAAAUCAAAAUUCAGAUUUGUUUUAGAGUAUCUUUAAAACUAUUUCCAUUUGUAUAUAUCUGUUGGUGGAGGAAUGCUUGUUACCUACUCCUUUUUUAUAGCUUCCUUCCACUCUCUCCCAAAAACACACACACACAGCAGUGGUGGGGGUGGUGAUGGAGAAACACAAGAUAUGUAAGCUUUGUUCAAGAAAAUUUCCUAAUGGAAGAGCUUUAGGUGGGCACAUGAGAUCUCACAUGAUGAAUUUACAGUUACAUCAACAUGAAACAGAGUCGAUUCCAUCAUCAUCUUCAUGGUCUGAUGAAGAAGAAAAAGGUAAAAUCUUGAAUUCAUCUGAUGUUGAUGCUGAUGACUCGGUUGUUGUUCUUCCAGAUAAAGAGAGUGAGACUGAGUCAUCGAAAAACCCAAUUCGUUUCAAAAGAUCUAAAAGAGUAAGGAAAUCAAGAAAACCCAAUUUUAUGAAGAUAACAGAGUAUUACUCAUCAGUGGUUGAAACAGAGCCGGUGAGUUCGAUUUCAGAGAAUUCACCUGAAGAAGACGUUGCACAUUGCUUGAUGAUGUUAUCUAGAGAUAAAUGGAAUAAAAAUGAACAAGUUGAUUUCUACUCUGAUGAAGAAUUCAAAGAAGAGAAUUCAGCGGAGGAUUCCGGAGGAGAAGUUAAAGUAACUACAAAGAGUAGUAGAGGAAGAGGUAAGUAUAGAUGUGAAACAUGUAAUAAAUUUUUUCGGUCUUAUCAAGCUUUAGGAGGACACAGAGCAAGUCACAAGAAGAUUAAACUAUCAAACGAAGUGAUAGAAAGCGCGGCGAAUAAUAAUAAUAAUGCAGUAAUGGAAGAGAAAAUACAUCAAUGCCCUGUUUGUUACAGAGUUUUUCCAUCAGGUCAAGCUUUAGGUGGACACAAGCGAUCACAUACUAUUGGUGCUGUUGUUGCAACAAGUGUAACUGUUCUUCCUCCUCCACCUCCUGCUCCAGCUAAAUUAGAAUUAUCAAGAACUGGUGGAACAAGUUUAAUAGAUCUUAAUUUUCCUCCACCAAUGGAAGAUGAUGAUGAAAUUAUCAGUCAAGUUGAAGUUUCUGCAGUUUCUGAUGCUGAAUUUGUCAACACCAUCAACAAUCAGAGGUAGAAGUUAAAAGUCAAUUUUAGCGUCUUAUUAUUAAGCAAUUUGAUUGAACUACCCUUUUUUCCCUUAAGGGGAAUAAUAUGUGAGAGAGAAAGUUGGCAAAAACACCAUUGUUUUACUGAAAGAAUAUUGCUUGUUUGGUUUGGCAUGACCCAGAGUAUCUGGUUCAUGCAGGUUCUAGUGAGAGAAAAGUACAAAGGAUAUUUUAAUUUUAUGUGUAGACAGUUUUGUUGUGUCACAUUCAUGAGAACAUAAUUUUAAAAAUGGACCAGGGUUCCUUUUCUUUGUUGGACAAAAACCUUUUAAAUUAUGUGCUUUCGAUAUUUCUUUUUUUCAUAAAUAAUUAUUUCUAGGUUUUAUAAAACAUCUUUUGAUCAUCAUCCUACACUAAAUUAAAGAUCAAAAGAUGAGAAAAAAUUGUAUGUAGAGGUAAGGCUUUCUAUUUUGAGUAGAGCAGUUACCAAAAGAGUUUUAUUAAUGAAUGUAAUUGUGAUUA
Solanum pennellii is the source of this 1634-nucleotide messenger RNA. RefSeq names its product zinc finger protein ZAT9-like. The transcript has 2 exons. The coding region runs from base 173 to 1141 and encodes 322 amino acids. Gene Ontology annotation, biological process: regulation of DNA-templated transcription. NCBI's taxonomy places the organism in Eukaryota, Viridiplantae, Streptophyta, Magnoliopsida, Solanales, Solanaceae. The record is from RefSeq and is a predicted model, not a curated record.